AUGGCAUCUGAAGAGUCCGCCAUCACGAUCCAGUUCACCACUGUAUCAAAGCUGUUUGAAGAGAUCUAUUCUGAUGAUGCCCGAGAUGCCCUUGUGGUGCAAAAUGUCUCCCAGCAAGAUUACAUCGACAUCGACAAUGAGCGAGAGCUUCGGAGGCGCAAGUUUCGCCUCAAGCGAUACUACUCUGAGCGCCAGAUACUCAUCGUGACCAUUCCAACCGAGGCUCACGAGCUUCUGUAUGCACCCCUGUCCGGACACAUUCACGCUGCUGUUAUACAGAUGGGGCUGGGUUCCCAGUGGACUGCGAUGGGCUCCACGACGUGGCGAGACCAUCGGAAUGGAGAUGAAGGCGAGGGAGACUCAAGCGGCGGUCCAAGAAAUCGCCAAGGUCCUCGUUGGCCGACGCUUAUCAUCGAAUCGGGAUAUUCGCAGACUCUAGAAAGUCUAAGAAGAGACAUGAAGUGGUGGUUCAGCGCCUCGAAUUACCAAGUCAAGAUUGUUCUCCUCGUCAAGCUCGACCCGAGUUCUGAGGAGAUCAUCAUGGAAACGUGGCAAGUUGCGCAGGGCGAAACAACAAGCACCGAGCCUAGCUGUUCUCAGGUCAUCACCGUCAGUGGAGGGCCCAACGCGGACACGCCCGAUACUAGGGAGGGACUAGAGGCCACCAUCUAA
Fusarium vanettenii 77-13-4 is the source of this 672-nucleotide messenger RNA. RefSeq lists its product as uncharacterized. The transcript has 3 exons. The coding region runs from base 1 to 672 and encodes 223 amino acids. The record is from RefSeq and is a predicted model, not a curated record. NCBI's taxonomy places the organism in Eukaryota, Fungi, Ascomycota, Sordariomycetes, Hypocreales, Nectriaceae.